UGAACCAGAAUGCAGCAGGUUUAAGUAGCAGGCGUUAGUGUUUUUACUCGCGCGCAGUGAUGGGCUCGGUCACAUCGGCUCUGACCAGAACCCGCAACACUCUGGUGAAGGUGGGAUCGGAGCCGCAGCGCGAGGCGCACCCGGAACCAGAACCAGACCCGAACCUGGGCGCGGACGGAGAUUUGGGUCACGCGCAGCGCACGAGCGUCCGCGGAGUUUUCCCGGGCCGGCGCAAGAACAAGGCGCGCGCCAAGACGUCAGCACCAGAGGUGCCGCACGCGCAGGACGUAGGCACCGAGGCGCAAACGCAGAGCACCACAGAAGACGUGGCUAAUGAAGAUGGAGAAAGCAACAGCAGGCCACCAGCGACGUUUGCACGGUCCAAGUCCCAGAAUGCACUGUGGAACGCCAUCACAUCUGGGUUGGGAGUCAAGGAAAAAGAAAAGGAUCAGAAGAGCAUCAUAGAUGACCCACGCAACCCGGAGGAGAUACUGGCUGAGGAGUUUCCUUCUGUAGACAGUCCAGAUGCUACGGAGAAAGCCGCCAUCAGAUUGCGGUGUUUGGUGAAACAGCUGGAGCGAGGUGAAGCGUCCCUGAUUGACCUGAAGAAGAACCUCGAAUAUGCAGCCUCGGUGCUCGAAUCCGUCUACAUCGAAGAGACGAGGCGGUUGGUGGACACGGAAGAUGAGCUCAGCGAUAUCCAGUCGGACUCGGUGCCAUCAGAGGUGCGUGAUUGGCUGGCCUCCACCUUCACGCGUCAGAUGGGGCUGAUGCUGAGACGGACGGAGGAGAAGCCGCGGUUCCGCAGCAUCGUACACGCCGUGCAGGCUGGGAUAUUCGUGGAGAGAAUGUACAGGCGGACCUCCAACAUGGUUGGCUUAAGCUACCCUGCAUCAGUCAUAACUGUGCUCAAGCAUGUAGACAAGUGGACUUUUGAUGUGUUUGCGUUGAAUGAAUCAAGUGGGGACCACGCACUGAAAUUUAUCUUCUAUGAACUUCUCACCAGAUAUGACCUCAUCAGCCGAUUCAAGAUUCCCAUCUCGGCUCUGGUGUCCUUCGUGGAGGCUUUGGAAGUGGGAUACAGCAAGCAUAAAAACCCGUAUCACAAUCUCAUCCACGCUGCGGACGUCACGCAGACCGUACACUACUUAAUGCUCAAGACUGGCAUGGUGCAUUGGAUGACGGAGUUGGAGAUCUUCGCCCUGAUCUUCGCUGCAGCAGUACACGACUACGAGCACACUGGAACCACAAACAACUUCCACAUCCAGACCAGGUCAGACACAGCGAUCCUGUACAACGACCGCUCGGUGCUGGAGAGCCACCACGUCAGCGCAGCGUAUCGCCUCCUACAGGACGACGACGAGAUGAACAUCCUCUACAACCUGUCCAAAGAUGACUGGAGGGAGUUCAGGGCUCUGGUAGUGGAGAUGGUGUUGGCUACAGACAUGUCGUGUCAUUUCCAGCAAGUCAAAGCCAUGAAGAACUUCCUACAGCAACCAGAGGGAAUUGACAAACCGAAAGCACUUUCUCUGGUCUUACACACUGCUGAUAUCAGCCAUCCAGCCAAAAACUGGGACCUCCAUCACCGCUGGACCAGCUCACUGCUGGAGGAGUUCUUCAGACAGGGUGAUAAAGAGACAGAGCUGGGGUUGCCCUUCUCACCACUGUGUGACCGCAAGUCCACCAUGGUGGCUCAGUCUCAAAUCGGGUUCAUCGACUUCAUCGUCGUCCCCACGUUCACCGUCCUCACAGACAUGACGGAGAAGAUCGUGACACCGCUCAUCGACGAGGCAACACACUCCAGCCUUGCCGGCUUCCGCCGGUCGAGUCUCAGCAGCAUUUCCACGGCAGAAACAAAGCAGGCGAACGUGAACAGCCCGGCCUCAGAGAGCAGUGCUUCCCACAACUGCUCGCUGCUGGCUGUGGACUUGAAGAACUUCAAGGCCAAUUGGAAUGAGCAAGUCUUUCAGAACCGUGAGAGAUGGAAGGCUCGUGCUGCCAAAGAAACAGAGGAGAAAGCCAAACGCGAGGCUGAGGAGAUGGCUCAGCUGGAGGCAGGCCAGGAAGAGGCGGGGUCGGACCAGUCAGUACCAAAGAGUGAGGGAUCAGGACAGGAGCCAGAGCCUGGAGGGACGACGAGUGGUCCAAGCGAGACUGAAAAUGCAGAAAACACACCAAGAAUGCAGGGCAGCAAGCAACUACACAACGGCGAGGUGUCAGAGGAUGUGGCAUUACCAGGAAGUGAUGAUGGUGAGGACAAAGCUCUCAGAGAGACGGAAAAGGACUAGCGUGGGCGCUGGACAGAGUGCCUCUGCCUCUACUCAUGUCCUCCUGACAAUGUGUGUGUGCAUUGUGUGUUCUGAAGCUCCACAGCACCCUCCGCUGGAUAAACUUGUGCUUACACGUUUUAGGUUUUUUUUUUUGCUUCUUCUUCUGCUUUGUUCAUCCGGAAAGGCUUUUGAAUGCUCGCUGUGACUCCAUGGAAGUUCUUCAAGGCAGAUCUGUGGCUCGAUCGUGGAGAGUGUCAGUGUGUGAGGUGGCUGGGGGUCAGCCGCUGGGUAACUUCCUGUCUUAGACUCUCGUCUGUCAGUCUCGAUGCCUGGAGUGGCUGGGAAAUACACACAUACAAAAAUAAAAAGCUGCCGUCACGUUCAUUCUGUUAUUUUCUAUGGAAAGAAAACAUAGAGUGCCUUCCUCUAUUAACUGUCCAUCCACCACUUCUCUAUUUCUUACUUUCCUUCUUCCUUCUUUCCUUUUCAUAAGUGUCAGCGUAUUCGCUUGCCUUUUUGGUUAGAAGCGGAAGCUGACUCAGGUCGUUUCUGCUCUCUUAAUGCCUUUGCUUGAUCUCUUUCAUCAUAUAAACUUUAUUUAUUUGCCGCUUCCUGACUGCUCAGCAACCUCAUCCACAAAACAGCCUUCACCCCCCCCCCCCCCCGCCAACCCCCCCCCCCCCCCCACCUCCCCCCCUAAAUUUGCCAGAUGCUUUAUUGCACCACAUUACACAAGGAACUCAACUAGAGAGACUUAAUGCAUUUUAAAUAAAGUUAUUUAUAUACAUUCAUCAGACGAACGUACCAAACCAUUUUGCCUAAUUAAUAUUUGUUGCCUUAAUAAUAAAUAGUAUUUAUAUGUUACUUAUAUUUUUUCAGACUGCAUGCCAGCUACAAAUAGUACGUCAAAGUGACUGGACUUGUCCUAAUCUUGAAGGCAGGACGUUUUCAAAUGGAACGAAUGAUAUCGUUCGUCGGGAUAAAACACGACGAGUAAUAUAGUCAAUGUUAUGCGAGGAACAUUUUUAUUCCUCUUAUAACAAAGCUCUUAUAAUGGUUAUAAUCUGCCAACACUAACCAUUUAUAGAACAUUUAGAGGCAAGUUAAUCGUUUACAUUAUAGAAGCUCUAUAAACAGUCAUUCUGUCACCAGACUCCCCCCCCCCCCCCCCCCCCUCUUGUAGUUAAUAAGAACAAAAAAAAUGUAGCAUGUAAUGUUACCAAGAAACAGUCAAAAUGCAACGUUCUCUGUCCUUAGACUCUCUCAUGGUGGAAAACCUACUGACUGUUACAAAGCACUGAAACUGGAGACUCCUUCCCAAAAUGGUAAAUAGUCAUCACUUUAUCGAAGGCUUCUUCAUAUCAACCUGAUCUAAUGUUCCUUCUGACCAACCAGAUUCAAGAAUUCAACAGUGUUGUGGUAGAAAGUGAAAAUGUAGAAUACAGAAAAAAAAACUUUGCAAAGAAAGGUCCACCAAAAUACUUUCCAAAAAAAAAAAAGGUACUAUGAUGCUAGAUAUUGCUAGUAUUUCCUUCCCAGCCCUAUUUUUACGUUUACAGUCACUUUGACUUAUUAAGAUUAGAAUCAUUCGAUGUCCUGAACGUUUGCGAACCUUGAUAAACAUCUCACACAUGCUUAUAAUACAAGCUGCUACAUUUCCCAAGGCAGGGCACAUGUGUGAUCUUAUAUAAGGGUUUAAACUCCUUGAUCCUUUUCUGAUGGAAAAAAUAAGACACUUCAGAUUUAAUCAUGCGCGAUGAUAAUAAACAUUCUCAACAAACACUCGAAUAUAAUCCUGUUUCAUGGCUCUAGACUUUUGAGCGUGACAGUAUCCGUUUUUUUUGUAAAAAGAAGAAGAAAAAAAUGUGUCCGCUUAUAACCCAUAACCCAGCUUAUGACACAAGUGGAUUGGCUACACCAUCACUGGUUGUAAAUAGGGUUUGUGAUUUGAAAAAUACAACACUGUGUAUGUGUAUUUUACUGUAAAUGGACACCACUGCGAUCAAGCCUGAGCUUUUACGAAACAUGCUCAGAAAAAGUGGCAGUAUUUUCGAAUGAACCCCAUACACGUUGAUUCCACUUCUGGCUUUGGAACUGAGCAGGCAGUCACAUGGCAUGACAGUCAAUAGCAAAGUAUUACAGUCGGUCACAAUGCAGGACAGACAGUCGCACCACAUGGCAGUAGGUCAGUCACACCAUAGGACAUUCGGUCACACCACAGGACAGUCAAUUGCAGUGCAUGGCAGUCAUUCACACCAUAGGACACUUGGUCAGACAGUAAUUCACACCACAGGACAGUCAGUCACACAGCAGGACAGACAGUCGCACCACAUGACAGUGAGACACACAGCAGGACAGACAGUCCCACAGCGGGACAGACAGUCACAUAGCAGGACAGACAGUCACACAGCAGGACAGACAUUCAUACAGCAGGACAGACAGUCGUACCAUAGGACAGUCAGUCCCACAGCAGAACAGUCAGCAACACCACAUGACAGUCAGUCCACUCCAUGACAUUUGCGCCGCAUGAGUCAGUCGCACCACAAGGCAGUCAGUCAUACAGCAGGACAUUGAGGGUACCUGACAUUGAAGUCACCUGAUGAUGAACCUUACAAUAAACUGCCAAUCCUCAGAGAAUCCUCAUGAAAUUACUAGGGGGAGCUAUAGUGAGUCGCACAGCAGAACAGACAGUUACACCACAUGACACUCAGUCUCACAGCAGGACAGUCAGUGGCACCACAGGACAGUUGCACCACAUGAGUCAGUCACACAUUCGGAAAGUCAUUCACACCACAGGAAAGUGCAAGUGUCUGCUUGUCCAGUUACACAGAUAAAUUGUUAGCAGUAAUGACUAGGUUAUAUUAUAGCUGUAAAUAAGUGUAGAUUUUAACCAUACCACUGUGCAUUGUCUGCAAUAUCUACAAUGUGACGCAGUGAACUUCAACUUCUGAUACUCUAUUAUGUGAAAUACCUCUAAUACAGUCCUGUCCUUUUUUUUUUUCUUCUUUUCUUCUUCUUCUUUCAUUAUGCUGUCAGUGUUCUCCACUAGACUCAACAACCUCUCCUGUCCUCUCUGCUGAAUAUUCAUUUCAAACAAUCUUAUGCAUUUAAAAAACAACUACAAGUCAUAAUGUUGUAAUAACCCGGGGCUUGAUUUGUGAUACCUUUUGUGGUCAUUUGUGGUUUCCUAGAUUCAUUGUAUGUCAUUUUUUUUCUUAUUUCUCUACUUAUAUUCACAUGCCCCAAAUUAGCACCUGUAAAUAAAUGUAUAGUUUAGUUUAGUUGGAUUUUUAUUAUUAUUAUUAUUAUUAUUAUUAUUAUUUGUAUACUGUACACACACAUGACUAAAUGUAUGUAUAUUAUGUUUGAUUUUCUUCUUCUUCUGAGGUAAAUGAACAAAAUGUUAGCGCUUAA
Messenger RNA from Ictalurus punctatus (channel catfish), 5684 nucleotides. RefSeq names its product phosphodiesterase 1C, calmodulin-dependent b (gene pde1cb). Gene Ontology annotation, biological process: signal transduction. The transcript is spliced from 18 exons. NCBI's taxonomy places the organism in Eukaryota, Metazoa, Chordata, Actinopteri, Siluriformes, Ictaluridae. Bases 60 to 2288 code for a protein of 742 amino acids. Gene Ontology annotation, molecular function: 3',5'-cyclic-nucleotide phosphodiesterase activity. The record is from RefSeq and is a predicted model, not a curated record.